AUGCUGGUGCAUGCAGUUAGUGUUCUCGCGAAUAUAAUUCUUUUUGGUCGAAUCACGGGAUUAUUUGCCACUACAUCAUUUGCUGUUGAUUGUGAUAAUCAAUAUCAAAAUUUAGAAUCUGGAAUUAUCAAUAAUACUAUAUGUCCUUUUGGUAUUGAUCUCAAUCCAUUAAAUUAUGAUCGAUUACAUAAGCUAUGCCAUUAUAAUAAUAGAACCAUGUCAUCUACAUUGGCUCCAUUAACACCUUUAUUUCGUGAAAAUGUUAUGCAUCUAAUUUAUUGGUUCUUCGGUAAGUCUAUUGAAUAUGAUGAUUUAAAUUAA
Molecule: messenger RNA, 321 nt
Organism: Adineta steineri
Lineage: Eukaryota; Metazoa; Rotifera; Eurotatoria; Adinetida; Adinetidae
Source: the annotation of a GenBank genome assembly